AUGAAUGCACUAAUUUUUUUUUUUCAUUUUUUUUUUUUUCACAUUUUGUUUUUUAUUAUUUCUAUACGAUCAACCAUGUUUCCAUUCAACCCUGUUAAAAGAUAUGCGUUCAACUAUAGAUUUGGUAGUUUUUUCAAAGCAUUUAGAUAUCAGUCUACUAUUCCUCCUCGUACCGCACCAAAGAAGAAACAAGGAAUAGCAGCUUUGAUGAAAGAAUAUGGAUAUCCUGCACUUGCGGUUUAUUUGGGUCUUUCGGCAGUUGAUUUACCAAUCUGCUACCUCUUGGUGCAUUCAAUGGGACAAGAAACAAUUGAAACUUAUGAAAACAAACUCAAGCAAACAUUUGGUUAUGGUAUUUCCGAUGAAGAAUUGAAGAGAAAACAAGAAAUUAACAGAAUCCAAAAAGAAAUUGAUGAGAAAGAAGUUCCAGAAGUUAAGGAACCAACUUCUACUUUGGGUCGUUUAUGGAGUCAAUUUUCAUGGACAGAGUUUGCCAUUGCAUAUGGUAUUCAUAAAUCAUUGAUUUUUAUUAGAUUACCAAUUACAGCAGCCAUAACACCAGGAGUUGUUAAACUAUUAAGAGGCUGGGGUUUUAGAAUUGGUACUGAUAAAUUGAGUACAACUGCCAGUAUUGCCAAAGAUUUGGCAAAAACUGGAAUCAAGGAUAUUACUGCUUCUUCAACCAAAUUUGGUGUGAAAGCAGGUAAGAAGAAAUGGUGGUGGUUCUUUUAG
This is a messenger RNA of Candida tropicalis MYA-3404, 732 nucleotides long. It is a transcript of the gene NAT2, whose product is annotated as Nat2p. The transcript has a single exon. The record is from RefSeq and is a predicted model, not a curated record. NCBI's taxonomy places the organism in Eukaryota, Fungi, Ascomycota, Pichiomycetes, Serinales, Debaryomycetaceae. Gene Ontology annotation, cellular component: mitochondrion. The coding region runs from base 1 to 732 and encodes 243 amino acids.